Physcomitrium patens is the source of this 1426-nucleotide messenger RNA. RefSeq names its product HVA22-like protein k. The record is from RefSeq and is a predicted model, not a curated record. NCBI's taxonomy places the organism in Eukaryota, Viridiplantae, Streptophyta, Bryopsida, Funariales, Funariaceae.
UGCUACUUCCACUGCUGGAAGGGAAGGGAAGGGCAGUGACGAGAAGGGACAGGACAGGCAGUGAGUGUGGGAGUAUGAGUGCGAUAGUGUGAAUUUGCUGCCCGAAGCUUUGUGAUCCUUCGUUGCUGCUCGUUGUGCUAGGGUUUCACCGCCCUCUCGCAUAAGCAUCGUGCUCCCUACUCCUCUUCCUCCUUCUCCUUCCCUCUUGCGUCCAUUCCUUCGCUUAUGCUCCUUCCGCUGCCAUGGCCGCUGCUGUCUCCGCCUUAGGCGGUGAGCUUGGGUUGCGGUUGCUGCUUACGCCUACUGCUUCUCACGUCAUUGUGCGCACUGCCUGUACCGUGGUUGGUAUCGGAUUUCCUAUCUACUCUACUCACAAGGCAAUCGAGAACCGGAAUCAUUCCGAGCAAGAAGAGUGGCUUGUCUAUUGGGCAGCCUAUGGUUGUUUCAGUGUCGCGGAAGUUUUCUCUGACAAGCUUUUGUCUUGGUGUCCAUUCUACUAUCAUGCUAAGUUCGUGUUUCUAGUGUGGCUGCAACUUCCCAAAAAUUAUGGAGCUCGACAUUUAUACACUAGUCUCCUACGUCCAUUGCUGCUGAAGCAUCAUGCGAGACUUGAUCGCAUUGUGGAUGGCACUCGAAAUGAGAUGCAUAAGUUCGUUAUGAAUCAUCAAAGUGAAGUGCAGGCAGUGCAGCGGAUGCUCAAGAAAUUCUCCGUCCUAGUAUAUCAAGCUGCUCAGGAUGCUCUGCAAUCGGCAAGAGCUAUUGAAGGUGGAUCCAAUCCUGUCGGAAGCAGGUCCAGUCAAGAAAGUGUCACCUCACCACCUCCAUCGCCGCCAAGUGAUUCAAACUAUGAUGAAACCGCUGAUGAUUCUGGAUGGAUCUACACCGACCAUCCACGGCAGUCGGAUCAAUAGACCGUCCGAUGCCUGGCGGGCACCUACUAUUGGUGCUUGUGAUGUUAAUCCAAUACCUUCUAUUCAGCCGGGGAGUGUUAGUAUCGGAUACCAUUAAAAUCUGGUAACCUCUUGUAGAGACUGAGAGAGAGGGGAUGGAUGCAACGUUGUUUUAACCAGUCAUUAGCAUUUCUGGAAUUGCUGUACUAUUCACUUAGCAUUUGGUUUGGGUUCGCUCAAACGGAAAUUCAUCAGGAGAUAUCUUUGGGGAGUUGGCUUGAAGUUGGUUAUAGUUCUCAACUUUUGGUUUACGUUCUGCUUCUGAUUUAUUGUAUAUGUUGAUUCGUACUCCUGUUGGUGUUCGUAUGAAUUGUUGAUAGUCGGUGUGGAGGAAUAGCUUGUUUGGAAUAAGAAUUUAGGUAACUGUAGUUUAGUUUUACGAUUCCAAAAUGUUAUAAGGUCAAAUCUGCUAUCAUUUUUAGUGUUCUUGAAAGUUUAUCAUCAAAUUUGGUAUAUCAUACCAUAAUAUUUUUCAA